Messenger RNA from Meloidogyne enterolobii, 1083 nucleotides. Lineage: Eukaryota; Metazoa; Nematoda; Chromadorea; Rhabditida; Meloidogynidae. The record is from the annotation of a GenBank genome assembly.
CCUACAAUGAAAGAAAUACCAAAUUAUGAUAAAAUUAUAAAAAUUCAAACGAAGUUUGACAAUCUUUUAACUGAAUUUAAUCAAGAAAAGGAAAAGAAUGAGAAAGAGAAGAAGUUAGUUGAGGAUGAACAUAAGAAGGAAAUGAAAAUUUUAGAGAAGAAAAUGAAUGAGGAAAUUCAAAAACUCAAAUCUGAACAUGAAAAUGAAAUUAAAACUUUAAAAGAAUAUUUUCAACAAUUAAUUGAUGAGAAAAUUGAAGAAAUUAAAACAAUUGAAAAGCAAAAGAUUGUGGAGUCGACGUCUGAAAUUAAAAAAUUGGGCAAUAUUGGGGUGAUUAAGAAUAAAUGGAGUAGUAUUGAAAAUAAAUGUUGUAGCAAUGGAUGUAUUAACAAACAAAAACCUGUUGGGACUUGUAUUAAAGGAAAUGGAUUUGCUAAUUUAAUUGAUGAAAAAAAUAUCAAAUAUAUUGUCGGAGAAGGAGAAAAUAAAUCUGCUGUUGUUGCCGCUGAAAAUAAAUUCAAAAAUCCAAAGGAGGAAAUUAAUUAUUCUUUGUUUUAUUUCGAAAUUAAAUGUAAAAUUGAAGGAGAGAAAAAUAACAACGUUGUCGUUAUUGGUGUUAACAACGGUAAAUAUGGAAUUUCAUUGUAUAUUGAUGGUGCUGUUAUAGCAUGCGGACAAAGCAAGAAUUUUAAACUUCCAGAAUCAUUUUCUUGGAAUGAUGGAGAUAUUUUUGGUUGUGGAGUAGUAUAUCCACCAACUAAUGUUAAUAAAUUACCUUAUGUUUUCUUUACUCAAAAUGGAAAACAAAUUGGUAAAGGAUUGUUAGUGAAAGAUAACAAGCAGGAUAAUUAUGAGCCAUUUGUCAUUUUGAAACGUUACCAUUUGGAAGCUAAUUUUGGGAAUGACUUGAAGAAUAAACCGUUUAUUUAUGAUAUUUCAAAGCAUUCUGUUAUUGAUGAAUUUUAUGAUGACGAUUCUAACUCUGGGGAUGAUUCGGACUCGGAUGAUUCCGAUAGUGAUACCAUGCGGCAGAUGAUGCAAAUGAUGGUUGCGGGAGCUAUGGCUAAAAUGUUUCUUAGCUAA